AAGAAGUUUACAAACAGCUAGAAGGUCAAGGAAGAAAGACCCAAUAAGUCUUUUAUUUACACAAUUGGAAUUAGGAUUAAUACCUAAUAAGAUAAUGGUGUUUACUCACAACGAAUGAAAAGAUUUGAAUUUUGUUCAAUGUCUAAAGUGUACUCGUGCAGUUAACAAAAUUUGUGAUAAUGUCUACAUUUUCGUAUGAAGAGUAUGCAUAUAUGCUUGUUAUGUUUUUAACACGCGAAAGACCUGGAAACGAAGUACAAACCAGCUAUUUGCGCAAUUAUGUCUAUGAAAUAUUGGGAAAUGGAAGUGCAAGAGGACAUAUUUUCCAUGGUCAUGCCUUUAAUAAAGCAGAGCAUUGAAGAGUUAUCUCCGACGAUGGAUUUAUGGAGUUCCUGCUUUUCAAGAAUAUUUCAUAACCGUGACCCAAACACAAUGGAAAAAUUAUACAAUUAUUUAAGUGAUUGGACUCUGCAUGAUGUUACCUUUUCUACAGUGCUGCAAAGAAAAACCCAUUUUUUGUGCCAAUCCAUGUUAUCCAAUCAUUGGAAGCUUGCAGAAUUGAACAAACAUAUUUUAACAAAAGUAACUCCGUUCUUAGAUAACCCUUAUCAAUCCUUUCGUGAGGCGAUUGCUAAAUUAUUGUAUAUCAUAUUUCUACCUGAUGUAGAAUUUAACAAUGUCCAUUCGACAAGAUCGCCUCAUGCUGCUCAAUUUUUUAAUGAUGUCCUCCUACCAAGAUUGAAAUUCUUAAAUUCACCGAAACAAAAUAUUGAUGAUGAAGAAUACAAGAAGAAUAAACUUCUCCUUAAGACAGUUUGCUGUUGGUUAAACAUGGCAUCCUUGUGUCAGAGAAUUUGGCCUGAGGCAUACCAAUUGGUCGGCAUUUUGUGCCAAACAAGACGGAACGAUUUGAACUCUGAAACAUCUGUAUUGUGUACAAAAUCUUUGAACUUUUUGGCAAAGAACGUACACACCAAGUCGCAUUUUCUAAAGACAUUUGAUUAUAUAUACUUUGUUUUUACAAAUGAUAAUUUGAGCAGCAAUGCGAAGAUUUCUCUCCUUCAGUUUACCCAGGUGUUUGUAUUUCACAACAUUCCAUACUUAUUCUCCGAUAAUAACAGAAUUUCUAAGAUAAGUGACGUUAUUGUGAACUUUCUGUUCGAUUUGGAUGUUGAUGUGAAGCAUGCAACUAGAGCAGUUUUAAGAGAUUUCUUGAGAUGUAAUAUGUCUGAUGUCCAAGUGCUUAUUGACCGCUUUACCCAAGGAUGCUCCAAACCGGUCAUUAGCAAUAAAAAAGAAAGCAUUUCAACAAUACAGGGCAAUAUUCUAGGACUUCUAGCUGUAAUCGACGCCAGUCCAUAUGAAAUUCCGGAUUACAUAGUUAAUAUAUUGGAAACGUUGUCUCAACAUUUGAUGGAUCCUCAUCCCAUACCUAAUUGGAUAGCUACGGCAGUUGACAACUUUAGACACACGCAACCUAACAAACUUUUACUGAUAGAGAAGGUGCCGAGUGAUCUUCUCCAAUUAUUAUCUGGUUCAAAACUGACAUAUUAUUCAUAAUUCAGAUAUUUCAAUUACAAGAAAUAUUAAUAAUAACUUAAAUAAUGGUGUAUGUUUUUACUUACUAAGAUUGUAAUCUUGUUUAAAUAAAUUCAAAUUUUACUAUGGUCAAA
This is a messenger RNA of Cimex lectularius (bed bug), 1673 nucleotides long. Its product is annotated as proteasome activator complex subunit 4A-like. The transcript has 11 exons. The record is from RefSeq and is a predicted model, not a curated record. Gene Ontology annotation, cellular component: cytosol; nucleus. NCBI's taxonomy places the organism in Eukaryota, Metazoa, Arthropoda, Insecta, Hemiptera, Cimicidae. Gene Ontology annotation, biological process: proteasomal ubiquitin-independent protein catabolic process. The coding region runs from base 280 to 1560 and encodes 426 amino acids. Gene Ontology annotation, molecular function: peptidase activator activity; proteasome binding.